This is a messenger RNA of Saccharomyces mikatae IFO 1815, 1764 nucleotides long. RefSeq names its product aspartic endopeptidase (gene YPF1). The transcript has a single exon. The coding region runs from base 1 to 1764 and encodes 587 amino acids. Gene Ontology annotation, biological process: membrane protein proteolysis. Gene Ontology annotation, cellular component: membrane; cytoplasmic side of endoplasmic reticulum membrane; lumenal side of endoplasmic reticulum membrane. NCBI's taxonomy places the organism in Eukaryota, Fungi, Ascomycota, Saccharomycetes, Saccharomycetales, Saccharomycetaceae. The record is from RefSeq and is a predicted model, not a curated record. Gene Ontology annotation, molecular function: aspartic endopeptidase activity, intramembrane cleaving.
AUGAACAAAUCUUUAAGCGCUCUUAUAGAUAGUCUUUCGGAGUGGUCGUCCCGGAUUUUUAGAAUCAGUCCAUCAGACAUGAACCAUGGUGCAUCCAACAAGGAACUGGAACAAGUUUUCGAACAAAUCGACGCUAUUGUUGAAAACCACAAUAAUAACUUAGCCACUACCUUUGAUAAGAUAUCAUACCGUGUGGCUCACAAGAUCACACACUUGGUUGAAAGCCAUUCUUUAUUGUUCAAUUACGUUACAUUGGUCCUCAUCGCGACUGCUUUGGUCGUUAUUGGUUCAUUUACGUCUAUUUCUUCUAUUCCAUUUACAGCUCUACCUCCUACUAAGGAACACCCAUUGUUUGAUCCAACAGAUUUUGAUAUAGAUCACGAUUGCCAUGUUAUUUACCACGAAGAUGACGAAGAUAAGAAGAAAAAAAAAAAAAGCAAGAGGUUUCUUGAUAUGAUGGAUGAAAAGCACGCUAUUAUAUUGCCCUUAUCUAGCGGUUGUACUUUACUAGCUCUUUAUUUUGUGAUCAAGAAACUGCAUUUAAACUGGUUAAAGUAUGUGGUUAAGAUUUUGAAUUUCAACAUAACACUGUUGAAUAUACCUGCUGGUACAUUUGUCUACUCAUAUUUUCUCAACUCAGUCUUCAGAAACCUAUCACAUUUUACCUCGUGGAAUCCCUUGGUUGUUUUGCCUAGGUAUCGUGUGACAAUAGCUGAUGAUAACGAGGACUUGAACAAAAUAGGGGGGUUUGUUACCAAUUUGAAUUACAGAGACGGAUUGACCAACUCAGUCGUCCACAAGAAGACAUUGAAUGAAAUUGAAAGUGAUCACUGGAUGAAACAUUUUUACAGAAGAGAAUUGGUUGAACCUAAGGAUAUCAAAUCGAAGAGGCAGAUUAGUAACAUGUACUUUAAUAAUGCUUUAAUUGUUUCGUUUAUUCUCUCCCUCAUUUCCACUGCAUAUUUUUAUUUAUCGCCUAAUAAUUGGUUAAUAUCUAAUUUAGUCAGUAUGAAUAUGGCAAUUUGGUCCAUUUCUCAACUGAAAUUGAAGAAUUUGAAGGCUGGUGCCCUAAUAUUAAUCGCCUUAUUUUUUUAUGACAUUUACUUUGUCUUUGGUACCGAUGUGAUGGUAACAGUAGCUACUAACCUUGAUAUCCCCAUAAAACUAAGUAUACCGGUCAAGUUUAACACCGUACAAAAUAGCUUCAACUUUUCAAUGCUGGGAUUAGGUGAUAUUGCCUUGCCUGGUAUGUUUAUAGCAACGUGCUACAAGUAUGACAUUUGGAAAUGGCAUCUUGAUCAUGACGACACUGAAUUCCACCUUUUGAAUUGGUCAUAUGUUGGCAAAUACUUUAUCACAGCAGUGAUAAGUUAUACUGUUUCUUUGAUAUCUGCAAUGAUAUCAUUAUCUAUUUUUAAUACUGCUCAACCAGCUUUGUUGUACAUCGUUCCUUCCUUAUUGAUCAGUACUAUUUUGGUGGCUUGUUGGAACAAAGAUUUCAAGCAAUUCUGGAACUUUCAGUAUGAUACGAUUGAAGUGGAUAAAAAUUUAAAAGAAGCCAUCAAGAAUAAGCAAAAUUCUAUGACUUAUUCAACUUUUAUCUUAUCAGAGUACUAUGAUGACGCUGACAAAUACGCCUUGCUUGUUGACGAUGUAAUGGAGAAUUUUGAUGACGAUGAAGAAUUCGUACAAAAGGAAGAUUCUAACGACAGUUCUGAGGGAGAGUAUUCUGAAGAGGAUUUCUCCGACGACGAAUCAUCUUGA